AAGAAAAAACUUAAACAAAAAGACUGCAGGCUAAUCCAAUCAACAAAUAAAACGAAGAAAUCGGUUUUACCGAUUCUCUAUGAUUCGAAACACGUAAAUUUGAUUACAUUUCGUUUGAAAACCAAAAUAAUUUAAAUUCAUUCUCAAAAUAUCUGAGUAUGUCUUUAAUUCAAUCGUUGAGAUCCAUUGAUUUGGAGCAGGAAUCCUACCCGCAGUAUGAAGAUUUCCUUGUUCUUCCAUUUUUCGCUCUGCUUUUCCCUACUAUCCGGUUUUUGCUUGACAGAUUGGUUUUUCAGAAACUUGGAAUGCGAUUAAUAUAUGGAAAGGGAAAGGAAAUAGUGGAAAAUGAGUCGAAUGAGCAGAAAAAAAAGAUAGCAAAGUUCAAGGAGUCAGCAUGGAAAUGUAUUUAUUAUCUUUCUGCUGAGGUUUUGGCACUUGCUGUUACAUACAAUGAGCCUUGGUUUAAAGAGACAAGAUAUUUUUGGGUGGGACCUGGAGAACAAGUAUGGCCUGACCAAACAUAUAAGCUGAAACUGAAGGGCCUGUAUAUGUAUGUUGGUGGAUUCUAUACAUACUCCAUAUUCGCUCUGAUAUUUUGGGAAACGAGGCGCUCUGACUUUGGGGUCUCUAUGAGCCAUCAUGUUGCAACUUUUAUUCUGAUCGUGCUGUCUUACGUAUUCAGAUUUGCACGAGCAGGUUCAGUUAUUUUAGCUCUUCAUGAUGCCAGUGAUGUAUUUCUUGAAGUAGGGAAGAUGUCCAAGUAUAGUGGUGCAGAAGCACUGGCUAGCUUCUCGUUUGUUCUUUUUGUGAUAUCCUGGGUGAUACUUCGUUUGAUAUACUAUCCAUUCUGGAUACUCUGGAGCACAAGCUAUGAAGUUGUCCAGACGCUGGACAAGAAUAAACACAAAUUCGAGGGACCAAUCUAUUACUACCUUUUCAAUUCCCUUCUUUUUUCUUUGCUUGUUCUUCAUAUCUACUGGUGGGUGUUGAUGUACCGGAUGCUUGUCAAGCAAAUCCAAGAAAGGGGCCGUGUCAGUGAAGAUGUUAGGUCUGAUUCUGAAGAUGAAGAUUCUCAUGAAGAUUGACGAAGUAAAAUAUAGUCAGUGCACAUGAUUGUACAUGAUCCAAGAGCAGCCUACGUUCAUCGAAACAUUCCUUGACUUUGUAAUGAUCAGAAGAUUUACUCUCAAUAAAAAAAAAACAAAAAAAAAAAAAAAAAAAAAACUUGCAUCAACUGAAGAUUACUUGAAAAACAGCCCUUGUCGAAGUGGUAAGCCCGAUUCUUCAUUUUAAAUCUAAGCGAUCUGCGAUAUAUUAGAACAGUGCCAUUGCCUCUGGAAAAAAGAGGGAAAAAACGUUCUCCUAUUAAAUAUGUGCAAUGAUGGAUUGAAUCAGGAAUUGGACAUUUUAGUCGGUAAAUCUUGAAACUAGCACUGCAAAUUUUGCAGCACACAACACUUUGUACAAUCUUUUUUACCUCAGUUUUUAUUGAAAUUAAGUUCGGUUA
Messenger RNA from Salvia hispanica, 1507 nucleotides. Its product is annotated as ceramide synthase 1 LOH3-like. Gene Ontology annotation, molecular function: sphingosine N-acyltransferase activity. Gene Ontology annotation, cellular component: membrane; endoplasmic reticulum. NCBI's taxonomy places the organism in Eukaryota, Viridiplantae, Streptophyta, Magnoliopsida, Lamiales, Lamiaceae. The record is from RefSeq and is a predicted model, not a curated record. Gene Ontology annotation, biological process: ceramide biosynthetic process.